AUGAAAAUUCGUCAAUUUUUGAUGUUUUCCAUGUUUCUAGUACUAUCUAGUUCCUACAUUCUGGAACGAUUAUCUGAAGCUUUACCCGAUUACAAAGUUUCUAGAAAUUCAAAAAUCUAUUUUAUUUCUGCGGAGCCUCAAAAGAAUCUGGACAUGGCUCAGUUACAUCUAAUGAAUGGGAUGGAGACUAGAAACGGCACCGUCCUGACCACUCCAACUGCUACUGGAUUCCUGAUCCCUUCCAAGGACGAUGACACUUUGCUAGUCAUAGUUCCAGCUAAUUUCACAGGAUUUUUAUACAUCACAGAGAUUGAAAAUAUCAAUGUUUAUGGAUUACCACAGGACUUAACGGUUAUAAACUUCCAGCCGGGGACUAAUUUAUUUUUCAAUUUGGAUUUCCAAGCCCAAACGUUCAUUCAAAAAAUUCCUGUGGCUAAAAAUGUGAUUAUCAGUGAAACAGUGUCAUUUAUAGGAGUCACAGGGGUUCCUGAGGGAAAUGGGACCUUGUUUUUCAAUAGUUCAUCGAUUCCAGGCCUAACCACCUACAACCAAUUGGAACUUGAAAUGGAGAUUUUUAAUUUCCAAUCGAAUGGAAUCGAUGUGAAAUAUGAAAUUUCUUACGGUUUGCGACAAGGGAUAGAUAUUAAUUAUUCUGGAUUAUGGAUGACUAGAAGCUAUCCAAUCUGGCCGGAUUAUCAAGCUAAGGAAUAUGGGAUCUUGAAUCAUCAGAAUGAUCCAAUCACCUUAUCUAUGAUGUGCCGUUUCCCUAUCCAUACCAACUUCUACACUGUAAAUGUCACUCUUAUCAAUGCCGACAAAUCCAUACAGCCUCCAAUUAUCUUAAAUUCCACUUUGGACAUUUUUGUGAAAUCUGUUUCCGCAUUUUCUGGAAUCAAAAUCGAAGGAGGCGGUCCUUAUUCCAUACAGUAUGAGUUAUGGGAUCCAUUGGCAACUACUGUUGGAUAUGAGACAAGUACAAAGGCUGGCGGGAGUUUGAAUUUUUGGAUGGGCCUGGUUUUGGCGGGGAUUUUGAAUUUAUUGUGA
Messenger RNA from Caenorhabditis briggsae, 1044 nucleotides. Bases 1 to 1044 code for a protein of 347 amino acids. The transcript has 4 exons. Lineage: Eukaryota; Metazoa; Nematoda; Chromadorea; Rhabditida; Rhabditidae. The record is from RefSeq and is a predicted model, not a curated record.